UGCUUCCGGUUGUUCAGGAAAUGCGACAGUUCCUUGCUUGUUUGUGCGUUCCUUGAUAUAUUACUUUACUAAUAUCGCAGUUUGUUGCAUUUUCACUAUUAUUAUCGCUCUUACGACAGCGCAGUAGAAAAAGUCCUCUUUUCAGCGGAUUGUUUGUUUCCAGCGGAUUGUUUGUUUCCAGCUAACUUAUGUCGAGUGGAACGCGACUAGAAAACGCAAAUCCUCUGAUAUUUCAGCGAUCAGGAGAGAGACUCGUCACAGCCACUGAUGAAGAUGAGGAUGUGGCUGAUCCCAUCGAUGACAGGGAGAUCUUUGAUCUAAUCAGGUCGAUUAAUGAUCCGGAGCACCCACUGUCCCUCGAAGAACUGAAUGUUGUGGAACAGAUGCGUGUUAUUGUGAAUGAUCAAGAGAGCACAGUGUCUGUGGAGUUCACUCCUACCAUCCCACACUGCAGUAUGGCCACCCUUAUUGGCCUGUCCAUCAAAGUCAAGCUCCUGCGCUCCCUGCCAGACAGAUUUAAGAUUGAUGUCCACAUCACACCUGGCACACAUGCCUCUGAGGACGCAGUUAAUAAGCAGCUUGCAGACAAAGAGAGAGUGGCAGCAGCUCUGGAGAACUCUCAGCUGCUGGAGGUGGUCAACCAGUGUCUGUCCAGUAGAGUCAUGUGAUCAGAAGAAACCCUACAAGCAAGAUCUGUGGUAGUCACUUUUGGCAGACUUUCCUGUUAUCUAUUAUUUGUUUUUAACAGCUCAUGUUAGCUUAUGUAGUUAACUACUGUUAAGUGUUUCAGUAUGUUUUGAUAUUAGCCAAGAACGGUUAUUUUAAAAACCAUUAAAAGUCGGAAGCUGAAUGUUGAGUCUCAAAUAGCCAAUUGCGUCUCGUAUCUCACGUCCACAUCUCUAAGCAGUUCAGUGAGAUCUAGAAUAGUCUUUCUGUUAACUAUCUAUUGUAAUAACGAGUGUGAAAGGGACAGAACAUUCUGUGAGUGCUGGAGAAUAAUAAAAUGAAUUAGGAAUG
This is a messenger RNA of Triplophysa rosa, 1017 nucleotides long. It is a transcript of the gene ciao2b, whose product is annotated as cytosolic iron-sulfur assembly component 2B. Gene Ontology annotation, cellular component: cytosolic [4Fe-4S] assembly targeting complex. NCBI's taxonomy places the organism in Eukaryota, Metazoa, Chordata, Actinopteri, Cypriniformes, Nemacheilidae. Bases 189 to 668 code for a protein of 159 amino acids. The record is from RefSeq and is a predicted model, not a curated record. The transcript has 5 exons. Gene Ontology annotation, biological process: iron-sulfur cluster assembly.